AUGACAAUGUAGUCUGUGUGCAGUUGACGUUUUUAGGCUGUCAUUUGUCAAUGUCAUUGUCAAGGCGAACAGCUGAUUAUUUUGGUUUCGAAGGUUCUUUCCUCGUUUCCUCGUAGAGUAGAUUAAAAUUAUAGUUUUGUGAGCGUGUAAAAGUUUCAGUCUGUCUACAAUGAUUUUAAUAAAGCAAGGCUCUUACCUACAUGUUUCAUCGCUAAUAAAGUGCCACUGGAAGAGAUGCAGCCAGUGCAUAAAGCUGUUUUCAUCUGAAGCUCAAAGACAACCACUUGGUUUAGACAAUGAUGGCCCAUGGGCUGUAUAUGAAGAGAAGGUGCUGAAUGGAACCUUGACCAAAGAUCCACAUCAAGAAGUAGUCAUGAGGCAUCUAGAGAGCAUCUCGAAAGAAGUGAGAAAUUACCAGCCACCUGUUAUCAAACCUCAAGGUGGAUUCUUCAGCUUCUUAAGAAGUAAACCUCAAAAGAUAGUGGCACCAACAGGCCUCUACAUCUAUGGAAGUGUGGGAGGAGGGAAAACUAUGAUGAUGGACAUGUUUUACGAAACUUUGCCAAUAAAAGAGAAGCUGCGAGUGCACUUCAAUUCCUUCAUGCUGAAUGUGCACGCAAGGAUACACGAGCUGAAGAUCAAGUCCAGCCGAGGAGCCAGCUCGUUCCGGGACGAGAGCUCCAAGCCCUUCGACCCCAUCCCCCCUGUGGCUGCGGAUAUCACUCAGGAAUCAUGGCUUAUUUGCUUUGAUGAGUUUCAGGUGACUGAUAUUGGGGAUGCAAUGAUUCUGAAACGCUUGUUUACACAACUGUUUGACAAUGGAUGUGUUGUUGUAGCAACAAGCAACAGAAAGCCUGAUGAUCUGUACAAGAGCGGGCUGCAGCGGAGUAACUUUGUCCCGUUCAUUCCCGUGCUGAAGCAUCAUUGCCAGGUGGUCCAGCUGGACUCCGGCAUUGACUACCGGCUGAGGGGGAUGGGCAACAAAUAUGGAAAGUUUUUCAUAAAUUCAGAGCUGACACCAGAUAACGAUGCAGUAGAGAACUUGUUCAAGUUCCUGGCUUCUAAGGAGAAUGACACAGUGAGGCCCCGAGUCAUCAACAUUAUGGGACGAAAUGUGCAGUUCGCCAAGUCCUGUGGCCGAAUUUUAUACACUUCAUUCGAUGAGUUGUGUGAUAGACCGCUGGGAGCAAGCGAUUAUCUAGUCAUAUCGAAGACUUUCCACACAGUAUUCAUACGGGAUGUCCCGCAAAUAUCCAUCACGAAACUGCGAUCUCAGCUGAGAAGAUUCAUUGUACUUAUUGACACCCUUUACGAUAAUAGAGUACGAGUUGUAAUAGCGGCGGACUGUGACCCGAAGGAGUUGUUCAAAAUGGAACAAAGCGACGAAAUUGGCGAUGCUGACAGGGCCUUGAUGGACGACCUCAAGAUCACUAAAGAUUCUGAGGACGCCAAAGCAGCAAUAUUCACGGGUGAAGAAGAGAUGUUUGCCUGCGACCGAUCCCUGUCCCGCAUCAUGGAGAUGCAGACCGAAGAGUACUGGGAGAAGUGGGGCAAGCACAUCAACUAACCAGCUAUUGUUGUCAGUACAGGCCACUACAUAAAUAAG
This is a messenger RNA of Plutella xylostella (diamondback moth), 1606 nucleotides long. RefSeq names its product putative ATPase N2B. NCBI's taxonomy places the organism in Eukaryota, Metazoa, Arthropoda, Insecta, Lepidoptera, Plutellidae. The record is from RefSeq and is a predicted model, not a curated record. Gene Ontology annotation, molecular function: ATP hydrolysis activity; ATP binding. Gene Ontology annotation, cellular component: cytoplasm; mitochondrion.